UUGAAGUACUUGAUGCGAAAUGGAACGUGCAUGGAGAUAAUUUCCUAUCUACAUUUUCGCCUUAUUUGAAAUGACGGGGCAAAAUAGGUCUUUUUUGACAGGGUAUAGUCCAGUCUGAUCAUAGCCAAACUACUCGUCAGCUUGAAGUCUUGGAGUUUGGCUAUCCAUAAACAAAAUACGGCCAAUGCGGCUUUUGUUGAGGUCAAUGAUUUCUGUUGCGUUGUCUUUUUCACGCUUUUUUGACGCUUUUUGUUCAUAUGUUCGUAUGUACGUAUGUAUUGAAUAUUAAUUUUAAAACUUUUUCGGCUUGUGUAAACAUAUUCAGCGAAAUACUUAAGUGGAACCAUCGACCGCUGUAAUGUCGAUUCUGCAAGCAAAUGAUGACAUAAUGGAAGAUAGUUGAAACUCCAAGAACAGGAAUGCUGUGAUUCACGGGGACCAGAAUAUUUUGUAAUACAAUGAACCGCGUCUAGAGCUAUCUCGAAGGUCUUUUCGAUAAAAUGAUAUUCAAUUAUACUAAAAAGAAAUGCAUGUCGGUUACUUCUUAGGGGAAAAAAACUCAUCGCAAUAGGUCCAUAAAUAUAAUGGGGAAACCGUCGACUCGAUUCAGUAGAACAUUCCAUACGGAGCCAAUAAAAUGUCCAAAUAUCUGAUACACCUGUGCCUGGUGCUGCUCUGGAGCUCUCGGAUAAAUGCAGAUCACUUUGACGAAUGUGACGGCAUGGACGAUGGGGCAUUUGUACAAAGUUGGGAGAGCUGCCAAUCCUACGUGUACUGCGAGGGUGAGGAAUCCCUGAAGGGCGAUUGCGAGGAUGGUGAAUACUUUGAUUCCGAGGCGGGAACCUGUGACGCUGCGGCCAAUGUGUCAUGUUUCCUGGACGAAGUCGAUGAACCUUCGGAACCGGAACCGGAAACAGACGAAGAAGAGGAGGAAAUACCCGCCACACCAAGACCAACCGAACCACCGAUUGUGGAGACCCCGACCGAAGUGGAUAUCGUGAAUAUUGCGCCCGUUGUAAGGCCCAACUGUCCGAUCAGCGAUGAUCCCGGCCAGGUUAUAUUCAUGGCCAGCAAUAAUUCGUGCACCAACUAUUAUCUCUGCUAUCACGGUCAUGCCAUGGAAAUGCACUGUGAUAAUGAGCUGUACUUUAAUUCGCUCUCGGGACAGUGUGAUUACCCAGAUAAAGUUCAGUGCGCCUUUGAAGAUCCGCGAUCCCACAAGUGUCUGCCACACAUGACCGAGUUCUUUCCACAUCCAGACAACUGCAACUACUUCUACUACUGCAUCAAGGGCUUCCUGACCCUGCAACAGUGCCCCUUCUACUACGGCUGGGACAUAGAACGCCGGAGUUGUGUGCAGAUAGGUGUGGCGAAAUGCUAUGGAAACUCCAGGAGAACAGGUCGGAAAGCCCCAUUGCCACCCAGAAAACAACUCAUCAAGACUUAAGGGGAGUUGUCUACCAGAUAAGAGCUCUAUUUAUUGAUAAGUUACAAGAUUGUGGCGA
Messenger RNA from Drosophila mauritiana, 1505 nucleotides. RefSeq names its product peritrophin-1. Gene Ontology annotation, cellular component: extracellular region. Lineage: Eukaryota; Metazoa; Arthropoda; Insecta; Diptera; Drosophilidae. Bases 638 to 1447 code for a protein of 269 amino acids. The record is from RefSeq and is a predicted model, not a curated record. Gene Ontology annotation, molecular function: chitin binding. The transcript is spliced from 2 exons.